AUGUCGCCCAGCAGUCCCCCGGCGUCUACAUCCGCCCUCUGCCGCCCGCUUCGGGCCGGCGAAGAUGGCGCGCGCGAGAGUGAGGGGGCAGGCGGGCGGCCCGUGGGCGAGCGGCGGUGGUGGUGGCGUGCGCGAUGGCGCGAGGCGGCUGUGGCGGGGGCGCGACCGCAGGAGCGAUGGGGGCACUCCUCCGUAGCGUGGGAUGGCAAGCUGAUCGUCUUCGGGGGCUGUUUCGGCGCGCAGCACUUCUCCACCGUGCUGGCGUUGGACCUCACCUCGCUCGCCUGGGCGCCCCUCUCCGCGCACGGCGACCUGCCGCCGCCCUGCGACUGCCACUCCGCGUCGCUGCUGUCUGGCGACCGCAUGCUCGUCUUCGGCGGCACCGACGGCCGCCGCCGCCUCGCCACCACGCACCUGCUGCACCUGCCGUCCAGACAGUGGCGCCGCGUGGGGGGCGGGGCGGCAGGGGAGAGGGAGAGGACGAGGGGGUGUGAGCAGGGUGAGAGUGUGAGUGAAGUGGGUGCGAUGGAGGAGGGAGUGGAAGGGAGUGAGGUGGAGGGAGGUGAGAGGGAGCGCCAGGGGGGUGGAGGCGAGAUGGAGAGUGGCGUGAGCUGCAUGGACGAGUUGGUGGUUCCAGGGCGGCAAGGGAGGAAGGGGGCAGAGGGGAGGCGGUGGCAGGUGGAGAGGCGCGGCAGUGACGGGUCGCACGUGUCGAGCAGCAGUGUGGCUCGGCACGGAGGCGAGGGCGAGGGGGGCGAGGGGCUGGUGUGGCCCACGAGGCACGGCAGUGGCGGCGAUACGGAAAUGCAUGGCAGCAGCAGCGUGGCUGCUGGCGGCCGUGCAGCAUGCUUCCGCGAGGGCCCCAUGCAGCCCGCCUCAUGGGAUGAGCACAGCGCACUUGCUGCCGCGCACCCCCCUGCCAGGGAGAGCCACACGGCGGUGGUCGUGUGGCUGCCACGGCGCAAGGGGGUGGGAGCUGAAGUGGGAGGGGGAGCGGUGGAGUGGCGGGAGACUGUGCUGGUGUUUGGUGGCAGUGGGGACGCGGAGGGCGGCGACGGUGCAGAUGGGAGUGCGGGGGAGGAAGGCAUGGAGGGGUGGAGGCGGGGGGAGGAGCGCAGAGACGGAGGAGGAGAGGGAGGCAGUGCGAGCGAGGGUGGCGGCAAGGGGCGGUACCUGAACGACCUGUGGGCGCUGGACGUGCCCUCCUUGACUUGGCGCUGCCUCCAUGCACCCCACUCGCUGCCGCCCGCCACCCAUGCGCCACAUGACCCGCCAGGGGACCCUCCCCCCUGUGCGCGCGACAGCCACAGCAUGGUGGCGAUGGGCGGGCGGGGCGAGCAGCAGGUGGCGGUGGUGUUCGGCGGCCACUGUGGCGCGCGCUACCUCUCCGACCUGCACCUGCUGCACGUCCCCGCCCUCUCCUGGCAACAUGUGCGUGCCGCUUGGGCAAUGGCUGUGGUGGGUGGGGUGUGCUGUGAGGGGGGGUGUGCUGUGAGGGGGUGUGCUGUGAGGGGGUGUGCUGUGAGGGGGUGUGCUGUGAGGGGGUGUGCUGGGGUGUGCUGUGAGGGGGGGUGUGCUGUGAGGGGGUGUGCUGUGAGGGGGUGUGCUGUGAGGGUUGCAUGUGGGGCGAAUGUGGGGUGGGAAGAAAGCAGGGAGGAGCGGUUGGGGAAGGUGGUGUGGGGAAGUAGGGAGUGUCACCAUUUGAAGCAAGGCACGCCUUGGUGCAUUGCCGUCUGCCGUCUCAUCUCGUCCCCUCGUUCUUCUCACCACAGGGUGCACCUUCCUCUUCAUUCACUCAACCUCCCUGCUGUAUUUUCCUCUCCUCACCCUCUACCCUUCCUUGCAUUCCCUGUCUUCCUCCCUCCUCACUUUCCACUGCUCUCCCCCUCCUCUUCACCCCUCCAGCCCGCCAGUCCUUCCCCUCUCAAUGCCCGUCCCCCAUCCUCAACGUCUCUGCCCGCGCCUGCUGCUGCGCGCACGGGGGGCGAGGAGGAGAAGGGCAGCCGAGCAGGGGCAGUGGAGCAAGGAGACAGAGCUGUGGGGGUGGAAGAGCAUGGGGGGGAGGCAAUGGGAAGGUGGCGGGAGGGACGGGAGGCGAUGGAGUGGAGGGCGGUGUGGGAGGGAGGAGGGGAGGAGGAGGCCGAGGUGGGCAGGCAGCGGACAGGUGAAGAGAGGAGCUUUCUUGAUGAGCUGGCGGGGAUUCUCAAGGACGGUGGGUGGUCUUGGUGGGGAGGGGUUGUUGGCUCAAGGGACACGUUGAAAGCAAUGUGCACUCGCAUGCGCCUGCUAUCACGUCUCACCAGGCUUUCCGUCUCCCAUCAAUGCACUCAUCCUUUUUCAUUCCACAUCUCCCUUACCCCCCCACCCCACCCAUCUUCUCCUGUUGCACUCCUCGCCUCCCGCCUUCAGAUGCGCCCUCCACGUCACAGCCAGGAGCCACCAUCCGCGCUGCCACCCUUCCGCAGUUGCUUCCUGCGGGGCGGUGGGGGGGGAGAGGCGGGCGGGGGUGGAGCCGUGGGGGCAGGCAGUAGUGUGGUGGGGCACGGGAUGGAAGAGGGUGGCAAUGUGCGUGGGAAGGGGGAAUGGGAGGAGGGAGACAGUGCUGGCAGAGACGGGGUUGGUGGUGGAGGGAGUGGUUCAGCGGACCGAGGCGCGGAAAGAGAAGAUGCAGAUACAGCAGGUGGGGCCACAGCAGGUGGCACGGCCCUGAGAGGUGGCAGCCGGCCCAAGCUGCCAGCGAAACGAGCAGGCAGUGGAGGUGUGGGGCGGCGCAGUGAGGUGCGCAGGCCAAGUGGGGAGGCAGGGAGGGGCACAGUGGAGCUGUCGGCAUUCGGCCAUGACAGUGUGGAUGGACGUCUGCCCGUCGCCCCUUCUCCUGCUCAUGACGGGCAUGCGUCGCCGCAAGCAUGGCAGCAGCACAGUGGCAUGGCAUGGCAGCAAGGGGGUAGCUUUGGUGCUGCAGAUGCCACCGGUGCCGCUGCAAGCAAUGGCGUGAGACUUGGUGGUUCAGUGAAGGACGGCCCUCUGCCUCUUGCAACCCCACCUGCCCUCCAAGUCACGCCCUCCUCUGCCCCGCAGCAGCCAUGCUUGCCCGAGGCCGCCCCUCCCAGGCAGCACCUCGGCCUGCCGUCCCCCAUGUUGGCACGCCCCAUCAUCGCUCUGCACGGCCGCCCCGGAGCAGGAGGUGUGGUGGCGAUGGAAGCAGGGGUGCAGGGCGGCGAGGGCUGCUCUCCCCGCGCCCACCUGCUGCAUCUCGGCAUCGGCCGCGUCCCUGGGGCAUCGCUGGCAGUGCGCGUGGACGGGGUGUUUGACGGCGGUGUCACACUCGCAGCGCAGGUGGGCGCCCGCACGCUCUCUGGCGUGCUGCUCGCGCCGCCUGCUCUUGAAAGCCGGGAGUGUCGUGUUGGGCAAGGGGCACAGCCGACUCACAUGCAGCAGCAAGUCAAUGCUGCGUCUGGUGUUGAGGCUGCUUGGGCCCAUCCCAAAUCUUCACUGCACCCUUCAGCGUCUCUCAUGCCUGUACCCAACCCAACUUGCAUGCUGCCGCCACGGGCCCUGCCGAGCAAUGUGGCUCGGUGCGGGCGCGAGAUUCAAGGGGACAGCGGAGAGCAGAGGAGGGCAGUGGGGAACACGAGUUUGCUUGCGGUACAUGCUGCGACGUAUCGAGCUGGCGGUGAUGGUGGUAGAGGAGGAGGAGGAGGAGGAGGAGGAGGAGGAGGAGGAGGAGGAGGAGGAGGAGGAGGAGGAGGAGGAGGAGGAGGAGGAGGAGGAGGAGGAGGAGGAGUGGGAAGAAAUGGGGAGGGCAUGCAGGAAGGGGAGUGGGAUGAGGAGGCAGUGCAAUGGCAGGCAGGCACGCAAGUGAGCAUGCAUGGUGAGGGGCAUGCGCACCUGCAUGGUGAGGAGGGAGGGGAUUCUGGAGGAAGGCCGAGUGGCAUCGGCAUGGAAGCAGGCGGUCAUGGUGGCAUGGGAAGUGGCACUCACGAGGCACGUGCGGAGGGCGCACUUGCCCUACACCUCUCACCCCGCCUCCAUGCCCCUUGCGACGCGCAUGCCAGUGAGGGCCUUGUUGACGCUCACAGCAUCCGUGGCACUGCCCACCACGCCGGCUCCCACGGCAUGUGCAGCAUGGAGCAGUGGAUGGCGGAGCUGCAGGCCGCACCGGGGCAUGGCGAGGGGCAUGGCGAGGGGCAUGCAGGAGAGAACCUCGCAGGAGGGCUGCAGCGUUCUCAGCAUGCUGCUGCUGGCAAUGGUGGAAGCUCACUGCACAGCCAGGCGGCACACCCACACUCUCACGGCCAACUGUCGCCGGGAUUGCAUGCCUGGGGCGAUUGCACAGGUGGCAGUGGCAGCGGCAGUGGCAGUGGCAGCGGCAGUGGCAGCGGCAGUGGCGAGUGGCAGCUGAUUGCGUCGCCUCCCUCCCCCCUGCACCUCAUCGGCCUGGACUCCUCCCUCCACUCCCCCUCGCUCCACCCCCUCUCACACGUCGCCUCUCACACGUCCCCCUUCACCCCCCCCUCACUGCAUCUGCCCCCCCUGUCCCUGCCACCACUCCUGCUGCCGCCCCUCCACGUGCCCACACUCCCCUCAUCCGACCACGUGGGGUCGUCCCCCGCGCCCCCCACACCCCACGGCAGCCGCCUCUCCCACUCCAGCGCUCCCACGCAGCACACAGGGGCAAGCAUGGGUGGGCCGCAGGCUCAACGGGAGGCUGGGGAAGGUGCAGGUGGUAUUGCAGUGAGCAAUGGAGAUGGGAGGGGGGUGCUUGGCGGUGCUCUCAAGGAUGGCGAGCCGGGGUUGAGUGGAGGUCACAGCCAUCAUGGAUUGAAUGGAGGUCACAGCCAUCAUCUCGAGCUGAUUAGGUUCUCUCCAUUGCAUUGGUGA
Messenger RNA from Closterium sp. Yama58-4, 4881 nucleotides. The record is from the annotation of a GenBank genome assembly. NCBI's taxonomy places the organism in Eukaryota, Viridiplantae, Streptophyta, Zygnematophyceae, Desmidiales, Closteriaceae.